CACUUCACUCCCAACACACCAACAAAUCCUAAAGGCGCACAUGCUUCCUCCUCCUCCUCUUUUUCCUCCUCCUCCUCCUCCUCCAUCAUCAUCAUCAUCAUCAUCAGUGCGCCGCUGCAGCACGGCUUCAAAACCUCCAGCAGAAGCUCCACGUUGAACUUUCUUUUCUCACACUGCGGAUUCUGCUUCUUUUUGGGGUUCUUCUUCUGUGGCCUCUUUUUUUUAAAUCAAGCAGGACGUGGUUGUCUCGCUGUUGACAUUAUUCUCUGUGCAGGACGACACGCACAAGACUUUUGCACUCUUCAGGAGCAAGGUGCCUACGAAGGGGAGUGUGUGAGUUUGUGUGCGUGAGCGUGUGUGCGUGUGUUUGUGUGUUCGAGAGAGUGUGUAACCAAGAGAGGACAGCAGGUCCACGUCAGGAGCGCCGUCCAUUUUCAACAUUUUCUCCAACUUAAACCCCCAGACGAACAUUAGCAUGAUGUCGUAUCUAAAGCAACCACCUUACACAGUCAAUGGCCUCAGCUUAACCACUUCCGGGAUGGACCUCUUACAUCCGUCCGUGGGCUAUCCAGCGACGCCACGGAAGCAAAGAAGAGAGAGGACUACUUUCACGCGCGCACAGCUCGACGUCUUGGAAGCAUUGUUCGCCAAAACUAGGUAUCCGGACAUAUUCAUGCGCGAAGAAGUGGCACUGAAAAUCAAUCUACCUGAGUCCCGUGUACAGGUGUGGUUCAAGAACCGGCGUGCUAAGUGUCGCCAGCAACAGCAGCAGCAGCAGAACGGAGGCCAGAACAAGGCUCGACCCGCCAAAAAGAAAAGUUCUCCUACCAGAGAAGUGAGCUCCGAGAGCGGCGCCAGCGGUCAGUUUACUCCCCCCACCAGCACCACCACAGUCCCGGCCAUCUCCACCAGCACGGCGCCGGUGUCCAUCUGGAGCCCGGCCUCCAUCUCCCCGCUCUCGGACCCGCUGUCUACCUCGUCGUCGUGCAUGCAGAGGUCGUACCCCAUGACGUAUACGCAGGCGUCCGGCUACGGUCAGAGCUACGCGGGCUCCACGUCCUACUUCGGCGGCAUGGACUGCGGCUCUUACCUCACUCCCAUGCACCACCAGUUGUCCGGUCCGGGCUCGACCCUCAGUCCGAUGAGCACAAACGCGGUGACCGGCCACCUCAACCAAUCCCCGGCGUCCCUCUCCACGCAGGGCUACGGCACAUCCGGCCUGGGCUUCAACUCCACGGCGGACUGCCUGGAUUAUAAGGACCAAGCUGCAUCGUGGAAGCUGAACUUCAAUGCAGAUUGCUUGGAUUAUAAGGAUCAGACCUCAUCGUGGAAAUUCCAGGUCCUGUGAAGACACAACACAGACCCUCAGUAAAACUCUCUGGGGCGGGGGUCUUCGCUGAGUUUCUUUUUCGGAGAGGAGAGGUUUAAUUUAUUUUAGCACUGGCAAAGAGAUUUUCUUUUUCUCAUCUGUAGACCCUCACCCAUGUCUGUCAGUGCCUCAAACACCUGUUGAGGACACAUUUCCACCUGCAAGGCCACGGAACUAUAAUACUUGGACCCAUGAUGGACACACAACCUCCUUUAAUUAAGCUUCUUUGUUCCGCAAUGAUGAGGAUGCUGUGUGGACAUGGAUGCACUACUUUAUUUAAAAAAAGACGUGUUUAUAAAGAAUCAAUAUGUAGUUUCUAAGAGACAAUCAGUGUGUGUCUUAUAUAAAUGGUACAUGUGUGUUUUUUUAUCUGUGCUAGCCUUCGAUACUGUGAUCUGUUGUAUUGUAUGCAAUUUGUGAGACCCUCCUCGCAUCACAUUCUCUUCUAACUUUUCUUGGUGGGGGGAGCAGACGCUAAUGAUUAAAUGAGACUUUCCACGUGGUAGUAGUAAUGAUGAAAGGGUUAGACGCGCGCGCGUGCGCGCACGCGCACGCAUUCACUCACCUGUCCACUGGAUCUCAACAUGAUUGUGGGUUCCAAUGAUGCUGUGACCUCCCCUCUGAAAAGACAUGAAUAAUAACAAUAAAAAAAAUAAGGUCCAAUGAGCUUUCAGUUAAUAGACAAUCUUUGUUUGUGCGCGUGUGUGCUUGUGGGAACGAAUGGAGCUGCAAAGUGAGUAAAAAACAUCAUUGUCUUUAUAAUGACUUCAAAUUAAUGCUCCAGUGUGGUUAAGUUGUAUUAAAAUAUACAACAAAGGUAUAAAAAAGUGGAGUUGAAAAUAUUGUUUGAAUAUAAAAUAUGGCAGAACUCAUUUUAAAUACACUGGUAGUAUAAAUUGUGUACUCUAAUGGGUUUAAAAAUAUACGAAGAGGUCACAGCUUCACUGACUUGGUGGAAUUUUAGCCAAGAGAAAAAGCAGUGUUUAAUCCCAUAAAAGAUGUUAAUCCCAACAGUUUUACCUAGCAACAGUGGUCCCACAUUCAAGGCAAGUGUGUUUCGAUAACACAACGGGAAUGGCUGCAAUUGCAUUUCACGUGCACAUUCAUCUAAAAACAAAAAGUGGAGCAAGCUUUGUUAUACUGCGGAGAAAAAUUAUAACUCGUGAUUUAUUUUGCAGAUGCUCCUGUAGGCUAGUGCAUUUAUAAAUAUGAUCCUUACAAGCAAUCUUGAGAACUGCAAAAUUCUAUUAUUGGGUGCAGCCGGCUUUAAAAUAUUUAACAAUCUCAAGGUCACAAUGCAAGAAUUGUUUCACUUCCAUCAUAAGUGCCAAGUGAAGAGUCAAGGACGCUGUCUCAAGAAGUGGGGGCUUGUGUUUAUCUACCUGCUACUUAAAACUCCCCAACAAAGUCAGAGACUAUUAUGGGAUGUGUAAUGAGUCGACAUAGCUCUGUAGCAGGGCUAAUUGUUAGAAGUCCAACAUUCAAUUAGCAUCCUUGACAUUGCCAAUAAUCUCUCUUUCAUUGCAGCCUCCACUGGAGGAGAGCACUAAUUAAAAGCCUUGCUUGAAAUAAUCGAAGCGUUAAAAAAGACAAGAGCCACUUUGAUUCUGUUCCUGGAUGCUCGUUAGCGCGCAUACGAGUCGUUUGUGGAAGAAAAAUAAUAAUAAAGAGGUGGGAUUGUAUUUUUAGAAGGUCUAACAGUGCGUAACUUUCAUCCAAGGGUAAAAGUGCAUGCAGGUUUGUCCGCUAAUAUGCUCAAAAGAGGCACUGCGCCGUUAUGGUGAUAAACAAUAAAACAAUUGAAUUAGGGGACAAUAGCUGGGUCUGACAGAUGUCUGAAUAUUCAUGAGUUCAGUCUGCAGUGGUGGGAACUCCUCUUGCGCGUUCUGCAAGCAAACUAUUUACUGUACUCCACAGCAUGCAGUAUACACAGACCAAAUAUUCAUAAUCAAAGAAAAAAGUUGUACCCUAAGUAUCCAUUUUGCAAAUUGAAAUGAACGUGACAUAUUAUAUAUCAUUCGAAAAAAUAUAUUUUCUUCCCCUAUUGGAGCUAAUGUGGUACAAGUUGAGUAAUAAAAGCCAAACAGUAACCUGGUCCAAGUGCACUGAUACACGUACGGUGACAAACGCGCCUCCCGUCUUGUUAUUGUAACCUUGGAGGCUGUCGACCCUGCAAAGUGCACAAAGUCAGAGGAGAGAUUAGAGAUGGCCUCCACAAUGCGUCAUGUACAUACAAUGAGUUUUAAUCAAGACUUUAGCGGCAUAUGGGCCUAACAGACGUUGCAUUAAUCCCCCCUGCUUUGGAGGGAGCGGCGGCGGGCUGUGCAGCACCCUCGGCCUCCGCUAUGGGUGCUGCUGCAUGGGUCAAAGGCACCAAGAACGCAGCCCACAGAGGCGUGCAAAACGGGUAAAACAAGCAGGGGUGCAGCUAAGGCUUCAGGGGCAAUAACAUAAGCCUCAUUUUUAGAUAACUGCAAGCAAGAAUGAAUGGAAUAAUUGGUUGGGUAUGGGGGAAACACUGUCAAAACUGUAAAAACAAAAAACAUAAAACAACCCUUUAAAUUAGCCUUUUAUAGGACAAAAACAACACAACGGUAAAAGUAGAGAACCGUGUGAUUUCUCCCAAGCAAACAUGACAUUAAGAAGUUGCCCUAAAAAUAUAAUGGAAGAAUUGUGAGUUUUAAAAAAAUGACAUUUGAAAAGUUAUGAAUAAAUAAAUGAUAAAGACUUGUAGUGUCCGUCAAUAAUUUUCGGAGGUUAUAAUCUUGAAUUAUUUUUAAUGAAUGCUCCUUUCUGUGAAGUAGGCCAUCAAAAUUGAUUGAAAUUGAAGAGAAAAACAAGAACUGAUUGAGCGCGCGUGUUUGAAUGAUUACCAGACAUUGUCAUUGAAAUGAAAUUAAUAAGACAGUCACGUGUUAACAAAUACAACUAAGCAACAAUAAAUAUAUUGAAGCUAAUUUAGCAUUAUCCCCCCUUCCCCCUUAAAAAGUGCUUAUCCAGGCUUAGUGACAUUUUCUCCAGUUAUUGAAGUUAGUGACAUCAUCAAUGAAUUUGGUAAUCUUGUCAAAGAUUGCAUUAAAUGUGUUUUGUAUGCCCUAUUAAAUAACAUAUUUAGAUGCUUUUCUUUAAUGAUGUCUAAAAAGAUUAAAAUAAGUACAGUAAAAAAAAAACAUGUUAUUUAAAUUUUUCCAGAUGGAUUUCCAGAGAUGCAAAAGUGAUAAUAACACUCGCGGCUGCAGCCGGAGGUCUGCUCAAGUGUGCAACAGUGCUACCGUUAUUGGAGCAGGGGACCACUCCAAAAACGCCAAAUAUGCAUGCCUUUUUUUGUCUCAGGCAAGCCCGUUUGUGUAUACUUUUUAUUUUUAUCGUAAUCCAACAAAUUACCUUGAAAUGCAGGACACGUGCUGUCAGUUCAUUAGCCACCUGAUGGCCUUUUGUUUAAAUUGUGGAGGCCGAUGGAGGGGGUUGCAACCUUGAGACAUAUUUUGUUAAAGUAUUCAAAAGCGACGAGGAAUAAAAUCCUCAAAAACGUAAGAAGAUUAGCAGAUCUCAGCAUACGUUAAAAUAAAACAUAUUAGUAUGUUGAGUGGAGACCAGUUAGCUUGUUAAACCCAGAUGGGUGAAAAUGCUCGUGUGCUAUGACUCCCCUUAUAGUAGCAACACAUUUGAGUACUUAUAUAGAAACAUAGCUUUUACUUCUAAUCCUUUAUAGGUGAGGCAGCGAGUGAGUUAUUAACAUAAGGUAAAUAAUAAUUGCUCCGAACUGAUGACAAACUAAGGUAAUAGUUCAGUGAAUUUGAAUUUAAAUUUAAAUUGAGCCCUAUUUGAUUGCAGAGCAAACAACACUUUUACUACAAAGCUUAUUAUGACAAAACAUGUCUUCAUUAUGCAAACUGCAACUAAAAGGAGCAGGGAAAUAGCGGCAACAGUUGACAUUUGACACUGCGUGUGCGUCAUGAUCAAACUCCAUGCUUAAUGGCCUCAAACACACUUUGAUCACAAAUAGCUUACAAAUUUAAUGACUUCAUGGUGAACGCAGCCAACUCGGCUCCAUUCUCAGCACAAGCUGCACGGUACGUCACGAACAGCCUCGCUGUGCGUCUCAAAAGAGGAAAGAGCAGUGCCACAAUGGAAUUUGGUCCUAUGGAAUUAAUCCCUAUCAGGAACUAAUUCAUCCAGAACAGGCAAACUAUCUUAGAAGUAAUGCAUCUUAACCGGCCAAAAGCCAUCUGCUUUAAUAUUUGUUUAGAUGACGCUAAUUCCCACACUUCUACCUGGGAAUAGGGCUCUUUUCUCCUCAUUAGAACAAUUAACAGAUUAUGAUUUACUCACACCUUUAACCCCCCCCCCCCCUCCCGUAUUCCACUGUCGAUCUCCAAAGGAGAAACUUAAAAACCAAAAAAAGAAGGACAAGCUAAAUACUUGAGUCUAGAGGCCCCAUACAGGCAGUUGGACUGUGGUGAAGAGAGGGAGGGCCAAUUAGAAAGUAGAAUGCCAAUUUGAAUUCUGAACCUGAACAUUCCAGGAAAAACACACCCCUUAAAAUUCCCCAAACUUUACACCAGAUGUCAGUAUAAUGCACUAGACCUCGGUUCAGUCAGCAUCUAAGGAAUUCAGGGCGUGAGAUUUGCUUUUUCUUUGGCCCUUUUGUUGCUUCAUUUGCAACACUUAUGUCUCGCAUACUCUCAGUUCACUGAAAAUCACAAAUCAAAGCCUUUUUCUUCGGUUUUAUUGGAGAAAUGACUGGCCACCACAUGGGGUGUUAAGAGGAGACGAGAGAACAGAAGAAGCUCAUACGCUGGAAGUUAUAUGUGAAGUAAGUGGACUCAGUAUUUUUGCUGUCAUGUAGCGUCUUGUUAACAAAGUUAAGGUAGAAAGUUUGAUCGUUUUCACAUUUUACAGUGGUUAACUUAGUGAUACACUUAUGUUGCAGAUUGUUGAGAAGGUAAAUGCCUGACAAACGUGACAAAUCAACUCUGUAUUAGGCCUUCAACGUUCAUCAUUAAAGUCAACAAAGUUAUGAGCGGCUUAAAUGUUUUGAUGUGUCCAUAUCAACAGUGGUUGACCUAUUUUUACACUUGUACAGUUGGGAACGUUACUUACGAAAACACGUGUACAGUUAAUAAAGGUUUUAUGAUGGCCACGGUCUGAUCUUGAACCAGGGUACCGCAUGUCUACUUUCAUUAUCUCCUAUGGGAUUAUUUAUUUAUUUUUUUUCAAAUUUGAAAAAUUCAGAGGUCAACCGGUGUCCCUGAAUCAUUUUAAUUCAACCUUUGAGGUUCCAGUGUAUUGCACUGAGGGUUAUACAUCAAUGAACUGCUUCACAUUGUUAUCGGGCACAAGUUAUAAGCCUUUGGAAUUCAUGGCUGCCAGUGUAUGCGCCUUCAUUCAGCGUGCCCUGAAUACUUGAAAGCAGGCUUCUCUAUUUACAUAUUUCAACUUCUGGAAUAAAAACUUCCACAAGCA
Messenger RNA from Dunckerocampus dactyliophorus (ringed pipefish), 6835 nucleotides. RefSeq names its product orthodenticle homeobox 2b (gene otx2b). Gene Ontology annotation, biological process: regulation of transcription by RNA polymerase II; multicellular organism development. The transcript has 4 exons. Gene Ontology annotation, molecular function: DNA-binding transcription factor activity, RNA polymerase II-specific; RNA polymerase II cis-regulatory region sequence-specific DNA binding. The record is from RefSeq and is a predicted model, not a curated record. The coding region runs from base 476 to 1348 and encodes 290 amino acids. Gene Ontology annotation, cellular component: nucleus. Lineage: Eukaryota; Metazoa; Chordata; Actinopteri; Syngnathiformes; Syngnathidae.